Nasonia vitripennis (jewel wasp) is the source of this 582-nucleotide messenger RNA. RefSeq lists its product as uncharacterized. The record is from RefSeq and is a predicted model, not a curated record. The transcript is spliced from 2 exons. Lineage: Eukaryota; Metazoa; Arthropoda; Insecta; Hymenoptera; Pteromalidae. Bases 220 to 582 code for a protein of 120 amino acids.
AAGUUCGACUUCUAGACGCCGUUCAAGUUCGACUUCGAGUUCUAGCUCGAGCUCGAGCUGUAGCUCAUCAUCGUCGAGCUGCACAUCUGCAAGCUGAUCGUCUUGCAAGAUACAAGCGAUCAGGCAGUAGCAGCAACGCGCAAGCAAACAGUAGCAGCAACGCACAAACAAGCAGUAGCAGCAGGGGAUAAAGGAAAAAGCGGAGAAACGAGUCCAGAGAUGGCUAGAUCUUCUAACACAGAGGACGCGAGACCUACUCAAGAAUACCGAAUCCCUUUUAAACGCGACAGGCUGCGUUCACAAGGCAUCAGCAGCAGCGGCAGCGGCAGUACUACUACUACUACCAUCGCUACCAGUAGAGCAGCCGAAUUCUCACCUGCAGCGAGAAGCAGCAGCAGCACUACUAGAGUAGCCGAAUCUACACCGGCAGCGAGAAGCAGCACUAGUAGAUCAGCCGAAUCAUCACCUGCAGGGAGAAGCAGCACUACUAGAGAUACUGAAUCUGCAGCAAGAAGCAGCAACACUAAUAGAGCAGCUGAACCGACACCGGGAGGCGAGACUUGCUAUCAACAAAUAGGGUAG